Messenger RNA from Hyalella azteca, 1313 nucleotides. Its product is annotated as ribonuclease kappa-B. The coding region runs from base 110 to 388 and encodes 92 amino acids. NCBI's taxonomy places the organism in Eukaryota, Metazoa, Arthropoda, Malacostraca, Amphipoda, Hyalellidae. Gene Ontology annotation, molecular function: RNA endonuclease activity. The transcript is spliced from 3 exons. The record is from RefSeq and is a predicted model, not a curated record.
UUUAAUAAAUACAACAACAGCGACAGCGACAGCUGUAUAGUCUAGCUGUGUGAUCUUCCAUUGCCUUUCGGUGCUAGAAUUUUAGGAACAAUAAUCAUUAUUAAUAAAAAUGAAGUUUUGCGGCCCAAAACUCUCCCUCUGUUGCACAAUUUUGAGCGUUUGGGGAAUAAUACAGCUGGGCAUCAUGGGGAUCCUGUUUUAUAUCAAGUCUCCAGCUUUCUUGGAAGAUCUCUUCAUCCCUGAGAAUGCUACUGAACCUGCUGCCUACAUUGAUGCUAUGGAGAAAUCCUUUUCACAGAUUGCCCUCAACUGCUGGAUCGCAACGGCCCUGUAUGGAGGAACGUUUGUGCUCUCCGGAUGGCAGAUGUGGCUUAACUUCAAGAAAUAAAUGCCACUUGUACACGGCCGAUGAUUGUCCUAGAGAAUGGUGCUGAGAGUUGCCUGCCUCGGUCUGCUCUUAGGAUGUCCUUUACCAAUACUUAGGAGACAAGUCAUUGCAAGCCUGGAAUGAAUCUUGCCUCUCAUUCCCAUGUUUUCUGGACUAAAUUUUCUUGUGCAUACAGCUAGCAUAAUUGUGUAUUCCUAUACGUUUUCAUUCCACUGUUCUAGUUUAUAUCACUCAAUUUAUUUAUGUAAAUUAUAGCAACAUAAUUUCUAUUUGUGCAUCACAUAAUGGACGCUAAAGAGAAGAGUAAUGCCAUCAUUCUUCAAGCUGAUUGUUCUUAUUCCGUUUAAUUGAGGCAUUUACAACUAUUAUUGGUGCCACUUGGAAGACAGUUGGAGUAAAUAGACGUAUGCAUACUCACUCUGCAUAGAGUUGAGCAUUAUGGAGUUGAAUGCAACUCUCCCAGCCCAGCAAAUUUCUUUGCUUGGUCCCAUGGUGCAUGUAGGAGAUCUGAUUUGCGAGCAAGAGAAUCAUCAUGCUAUGUUGCUCCACUUAGUAGUUGCUCAGAAAUGUCCGCAUCUUCACAUUAUUAUUGUCUAACUUAACAGUAGAAAUAUUGAGUAGCAUCGCUACAGCCCAAAUUUUAUUCCCUAUCUUCUCAAAGAAAAUCUUUGCCAUCCUAGUCACUAUUAGUGUAAAAAAGUAAACUGUCACUUUACAUUCUCCUCUUGAAAGUUACAGCCCCUGUAAAAACAUUGCCACUUCCGCUCGUACAAUUCAUUUGGCAUGUAAUCUUCUGUAUGCUAAACGUGAAUAGAUAUUAUGUUAGGUAUAUGGGGCAACUGGAUCACAAGACUUCUUUAUUUAUGUGUAAAGUGUAUUGAUAUCCUGUAUGUAUUGUUUUACAGAGUAUAUAUUUGAAAAUAGC